Molecule: messenger RNA, 1119 nt
Organism: Closterium sp. NIES-65
Lineage: Eukaryota; Viridiplantae; Streptophyta; Zygnematophyceae; Desmidiales; Closteriaceae
Source: the annotation of a GenBank genome assembly
AUGCAGGGUAGUUUUGAGAAUUCUCAGAAAUACCGUGCUGGAUACUCUUCUGUCCUCCCACCUCCACUCAACCCCCUCUCAGCCAAGUGGCAGCGCAGCCCAGGACCCGAGCUGAUGGAGCUGUUUGGAGAUGCCAUGCUGGUUACACCAACCACCCCCAACCCCCGUCCUCCCCCCCCUCUCAGCCAACCAAGUGGCAGGGUAGCGCAGGACCUGGAGCUGAUGGAGCUCCAAGUAGCUGCACAGGACCCCGAGCUGAUGGAGCUGUUUGGAGAUGCCAUGCUGGACCCGCAGCAGAUGCAGGAGAAGAUGGAGGAGCGGAUCCGCUCAAAGCAGGCAGAGCUGCUGGCGGAGAAGCGAGGCAGCGGGGCCACCAUGCAGGUGGCCAUUAAAGAGUAUGUCAUCAGAGCAUGGUACGUGGUGGGCAAGCUGGGAGGCUACAACUCCGCCAACCUACAGGUACCAUUCUAUACCACUCUGGGGAAUUUUGAACAGGAGCCUGGCAGGACCCAGGUCAUCCGAGCAUGGAGCCUGGCAGGAUACGAGGUCAUCAGAGCAUGGUUCGUGGUGGGCAAGCUGGGAGGCUACAACUCCGCCAACCUGCAGGUGGGUGGGCUGGGCUCGCCUGUUUCCUCCCUGCGGCCUGCCGAGUGGCACGUGGUGGGCACUGGGCAAGCUGGGAGGGAGGCUAGGGGCAGGUCACCCUCUGCUCUGCUGAUGAAGGGAGACGAGUCGUCCAAGUACAAGUACGAUGUGGGCACGGCAGCAUCUGCUCUACCAGCUACUCUUGUGCGCCCACAUCCCUCCAUUUUCCCUGCCAUGCCCCCUCCUCAUCCCACCCCAGCUCAUGGAGGGAGACGAGUCGUCCAAGUACAACUAAUGCAGGGAGACGAAUCCUCAAAGUACAAGUACGAUGUGGGCACAGCAGCGUCCGCCCUGCCUGCCUUGAUGCACAACGUUGGGGACCUCGAGUUUCAAGACAACCUGGGACGGAUAUGGCUCGACAUCGGCACAGCAAACACACUCUCUCUCACCAGAAGAGAGAGGGUGGAUGUCGACAUUCUCUCUCUCUUCUCCUCGUGUAGUGAGGUGUAUUUUGAGGCUAGACACCUCGAAUGA